Molecule: messenger RNA, 5455 nt
Organism: Platichthys flesus (European flounder)
Lineage: Eukaryota; Metazoa; Chordata; Actinopteri; Pleuronectiformes; Pleuronectidae
Gene: usp36
Product: ubiquitin specific peptidase 36
Exons: 20
Coding region: 112-3570 (1152 amino acids)
Biological process (GO): protein deubiquitination; regulation of apoptotic process
Cellular component (GO): cytosol; nucleus
Molecular function (GO): cysteine-type endopeptidase activity; cysteine-type deubiquitinase activity
Source: RefSeq, a predicted model, not a curated record
UCUGAUAAUGCAGCAUGGGCGAAAAUAGCAGAUCGGAAAGCUACAGCUGAGGAAGCGAGGCGCUCUACCGUCAACGAUUUAGCACGAUUGUGGCCAAGUGAUGUUCCAACAAUGCCGAUAGUGGAUAAACUCAAGGAGGCAUUAAAACCCGGCCGAAAGGAGACUGGAGAUGAGGGUGACCUUAAUAAACUGUUGGCUUCUUCUGCCAAGAAGGUCCUUUUGCAGAAGAUAGAGUUUGAGCCUGCCAGCAAGGGGUUCUCUUAUCAACUGGAUAGCUUAAAGAACAAGUAUGUCAUCCUCAAUCCCAGGAAUGAGGGGGCUACAGGGCAGAAGGCAACAGAGCCUCUCCAAAUUAAGAGGCAAGUCUCAGAGAACAUGGUUGGUGGCCAGACCGAUGGGAUCCCCGGUCCACAGAAGAUGCUCUUUCCAGGAAACAAGCUUACCCUCAAAUGGGAGCGUGUGUUCAGGGUGGGAGCCGGCCUCCACAACCUGGGAAACACCUGCUUCCUCAACUCCACAGUGCAAUGUCUCACCUACACCCCGCCACUUGCCAACUAUUUACUCUCAAAGGAGCACAGCCGUGCCUGUCACCAGCCAGGCUUUUGUAUGAUCUGUAUAAUGCAGAACCAUAUCAUCCAAGCCUUUGCCAACACAGGCAAUGCCAUCAAGCCCGUCUCCUUCAUCAGAGACCUGAAAAAAAUUGCCAGACAUUUUCGCUUUGGAAGCCAGGAGGAUGCCCAUGAAUUUUUGCGGUACACCAUCGAUGCCAUGCAGAAAGCCUGUCUCAAUGGCUACCCCAAGCUAGACAGGCAGACCCAGGCCACAACGCUGGUUCACCAGAUCUUUGGAGGUUACCUCAGGUCAAGAGUGAAAUGCUCUAUUUGUAAAAGUGUGUCUGACACGUAUGACCCUUACCUGGACAUCGCUGUGGAGAUUCGGCAAGCGGCAAACAUUGUGCGAGCCCUGGAGCUGUUUGUUAAACCAGACGUGUUAUGCGGAGAGAAUGCCUACAUGUGUGCCAAGUGCAAAAAGAAAGUGCCAGCAACCAAACGUUUCACGCUCCAUCGACCAUCCAACGUUCUGACUCUUUCACUUAAGAGGUUCGCCAACUUCAGCGGUGGCAAAAUCACAAAGGAUGUCGGAUACCCAGAAUUCCUGAACAUCCGCCCCUACAUGUCUCAGAGCUCAGGCGACCCUGUAAUGUAUGGCCUCUAUGCUGUCCUGGUGCACUCGGGGUACAGUUGUCACGCUGGCCACUACUACUGCUAUGUUAAGGCAAGCAACGGACAGUGGUACCAAAUGAAUGAUUCAAUGGUGCACUCUAGUAACAUCAAAGUGGUCUUGAACCAGCAGGCCUAUGUUCUUUUCUACCUGAGGAUCCCUGAAACUAAAAAGAAUGGAGAGGGUCAGACCACCAAACAGGGGAUGCUGUAUCAGGGGAAGAACAGCACGUCGUCUGAUCAAAUAAAGAGGGCCAACCUGAACGGGCCUCUCUCCUCCCCGCAGGUCACAAAGAAACUUGAGCCUGCACAACUGCGUAAGAUCCAGUCUGUGGAUGGUGGUUUGGGCCAGCCCGUUUCCAGGAACGGUCUGAGCUCUCAGCCACAGCCCAGAUUCUCCAACUGGACUUCAUCGUCCAGUGGCCCACCAAAGCCGCCAGGUGGACCCACCGUUAUCGACGAACCUUUCAAGAAGCUGAAGAAGCCGUCUCCCCAGAACCAAGUGCAGUCACGCAGCAGCACUCCGACCCCUUCCAACAACGGGGUCAGCAGGACGGAGGGAGAUAAGAAGCAAGGUGGCGAGGGCAGAGGCAUUGCGGCAUCUACCUCAUUUAAGUCUCUGUCUGACUCUUCCUCUGCCGACACCUCUGAAUCUAAGGACUCCUUGUCUACCAAAAGUGCGCCGGUAGGAGAGACGCCCUCCACCCCUCGGAAAGGCUCCAACGGCCUGUCGUCUCCAGCCAAGAGUGUGGAGCGUUCUCAGAGCACGGAGGAGCAGAAGACAGCGAAAAUAAAACCCCCAGCCCUCAACAACAUCACAUCCGAAGCCACCAGCACCAUGUCACCUCCACCAGCCAAGAAACUGGCCCUGUCAGCCAAGAAGGCUCGCAACCGGAGUCCGAGCAACAUUGAUGCUCUGCCCCCUUUGUCACGCCAGCUGUCCGGUGACCUCACACAUCAUAAUCAACUUAAUCCCCCCACCUUUGGCUCACCUUCUCACGCUCACAGAGCUGGUCCAUUCCAUUUCCCUAAAGUCCAGUCAUCGCCUUUUGUCCACUCAAGUGGCUCCUUCAAACAGCAGAGCCCUCAGAAACAGUCUCUUCACUCCACACUGCAAAAACCAAACGCCAGCCUUUCUCCGAAAACCAACGGGCUUCACAGUCCCAGCCCAAAGAGCCCCAAGUCUUCCAACAACCUCAGCUCCACGGUCCAAGAUCCAGACCUCAACAGCCCUUCAGCUGAAAAGGUCAACCAAAAGAAGAAGAAGAAGAAGAAGCGGCGCCACUCGGAAGUGGAGGGUGACGCGAAGCCAGUGACAUCUCCGGCUAAAGUGAUACCGGCCAUUGUUGUGGAGUCAGCCAGUGAGAAGAAGCGCAAGAAGAAAAAGAAGAAGCGAAAGAGGGAGACUGACAACGAAGACCCGGCGAAGGAGAGGGAGUGCGUCUCGUCUCAUCUGGACACAACAAAUCAGGAGGAGGAUUGGUGUCAGGGCGGCAUGUGGAGUCUAACGUCCAAUCCCAGUGCAGAACAGUCCAAGCCUCAGUCCAAUUCCACAGUUCCAACGCAGGGUGAGUCACCUCAGAAAGAACAGGAAGGGGACUCUGGGUUGUUGAAGAAGAAGAAGAAGAAAAAGAAGAAGAUGCAAUUGACGGAGGCCCUGCAGGACACAACAUCGACAUGCUCGGCAUCAGAAAGCAAUUCUGAGGUGAAGGCUGCAGCUGUUCAGGAGGACGAGGGAGAGUCGAAAAAGAAAUUAAAGAUGAAGAAGAAGAAGCGUCUAAAAGAAGAAGUGAGACUGUGGGAGGAGAGCAGGCGGUGCUCAAACGGGCAAGAUGAGGAGCGGGACAUGGCGGAGCCCCUUUCCGAAAAGACGAUCACAGAGAAUGACAAACUGGGAAAACAAAGCACAGCCUCAGUGGUGGUGUGGGACAGCCAAGUGAAGGACGGCUACAAACGAAGCCAGGCUCCAGCGGCUGAUAGAAGUGAGUUAGGAGAUAAAUCUACGAACCGUGCUGCUCCCGUAGCCUGGGAUGGAAAAAAGACGAGUGUUGUGGUAGAGGAGCUGCUGAAGAACGCCACAGAUAAGGCCUACGGAGCCAGCGUCCUAAGCUGGGAUGGAGACGCAUCUGCGAUCAGUAGAGAUGCCAUCGAAGACGUACACCACGCAAAGAACGACACUGUGAUCGAUGAGUGGGAUGAAGACUUUGACAGUGGAAAGGUGAAGAAAAUAAAGAACUAUAAAAGAGAAAGCUGGAGGAGUGGCAGCAGCAUCUUCCAGAAAAUCCAGGACAGGAGGAACAAGUGGUCUGUGACACCCGGAGGGAAGAGAGUGUUUGGAGUCCGGCGCUGAGAGUCCAGAGCGCUGUCGAGAUCAUGCCGACUGGAUAUUGAGACAAUACUGUAUACCAAACUUCUCUACCUUUUUUUUUUUCUUCUUAUUUUUUAAACUUUUUUUUAUCUUGUGUUCACCUCAGACCCAAAUUUAAGAAUAGGAUUGAGCCAAAUGCAGCACAGCAGACUGUUAACUGUUUGACUGACAGCACCUUCACCAUCAAGUUCCAACUAACCAACAUGAAGACUGUCUUCAUCAUAGCUGGAUUUAACAACUCAUUACCCCUUUUUUAAUCAGAAACGCAUUAGUAGGUGGCUCAAGCUUUUCUUUUUUUUUUUUUAUCCAUGCAGUAUUUAACAUAAAAGCCUCACACAUCCAUGCCACAUGAAUUACUGUAUGUUGGCAUCCUGUGAGCCUCAGUUAUUGCCCUGCAACUCUGAAUAACAAUGGAAUUCAAUUCAGUAAAUCUGUUUUAGAGCAAAACCUGUUGCUUUUGCAGACGCAAGGGUUCAGUUAAUUGGACAUUAAAAAAGUGACCUUUUUUAGAUCCUUCGCCCCUGAAAUGAUACUAAAUGGAAAUGAUCCAAAAUGUUUUAUUUUAUUUUAUUUUAUACCUCCAUCAGCGUUAUGGUUUGUUUUUUAAAAGACCAGAUGUUGCCUGUUGGUAAAAUUAGGGUUUAAAUUGGUUCAGAAACAUUAUACAGUAAGUUUGUUUUUAUUUUUGUUCUCUUGGUUGUAUGCCAUGUUAUGUACUGUUUGUUUGAUACAUUUAAGACCACAAAUGAGUGCUCAGCCGAACAUUUUCACUGGAAACAUUGAAGAUCAACACAUUAGUGCAACGUUCAUUUGCAGAGGAGACGUUGUGGUUGCUUGAGGAAAUCGGACAAGAGCAUUUAUUUUCUACUGUGCAGCUAUUCAACUCUGUAGCUCAUCUCACCAGUUCCACAGGGCGGAGGCUCUUUCUGGAUGUUUUCCACUCUGUAACCAACCUCACCACAGAACCAAUGUACUGAAAUAAAAGGGUUACAUUUUUUACUUCAGGGCACUGUGUUAGACCGGGACUGCCACAUGCUAAUAAUUUAUUUCCCCCUUUGUAUCUCUAUGCAAUUUUCUGAUGCUCAUGCUGGUGACACUACAAACUGGGCUGAGACUCAGGAAUCAGACAUCCUGUAUCGCAUCUUCACCUCCGUUCAGACCUCCCCCCCACCGUUUCAUACAAUGACAAACCACCAUUUUGCAUCCUGUACAUCCUGUAGAAACUGUUUUAUACUGAGUAUUUCAGGUGUGGAAACCAUGGGAUCAUCUUGCACCAAUCCAGACACAGAUGCGUAUAGAGAAACUAACGUCGCAACAAAACGCUUUGCCAGUGUAGAAGACUGUACAGUCCAUCUUGUGCUACCUGUGUUUCCCUCCCAAUGCUGUAAAGGUUUGCCCAUGCAUUUCUAUUCAUUCUAGAGAUGUUGCCUUGAAUUGGCUACAAAAAAAGUAUAGAAUAUGAUGUUAUAAAUAUAUAAUUUAAAAGAAAAGACAGAUCUUUAAUGUGCUACUAAUACUUGGAUCAGUUGGUGGAUGUUAACUUGAGAAUUUAUCUGCAAAUGUGUUUGUUCAUUUGUGUAAAAGAGAGUUGUCUGUUUUCAUGCAAGACCUUCCUUAUGUCACUGUAGUGUGUACAGUACAGGAGAGGCCACGACUGACUGAUUUCCAUAGGACGUGCUUGUAAGGUGUGACUCUCACUUAGAGGAACGUUUACCAUUGUGAACGGACGGUCCACAUGUUUGCAUUGAUGGUUCUAUAUUUUGCACCACCUUUUCUGACCAAGGAGGAGACCUUUCAUAAUGAAAAGUGGCUCUUACCACACUAGUUAUACUAUAAAGGUGCAAUAAAGUUGUGACUUUUGUGAGCA